AUGACUGAUCCUGAUGCCACUGAUUCUUCUAGUGACGAUGAAGACGAGCUUUUUGGACGGAGGCGGGUUAAGAAGUAUGUGAACGAGGUUAAUAUUCAAACCUCUAUGGUGAUUAAAAAGGUGGGGAGAAACGGCGAGGGUAGGCUGCAAGCUAAACAGAUAGCAAUGAAGGCGGCUGGUGCUCAGGCAGUUCCGGCGGGUGGUGUUAGGAAGUUCCGUGGAGUACGACAACGGCCAUGGGGCAAGUGCUCUCUCAAGUGCAUAAUGUGGAAGUUUAUGUUUUUGGUGAUGAUGGUCCUUACAAGAACGAGACCUGAAGAAGAUUCUAGAGGACCUACAAAUCAGUCGGUGGCCAUUGGAAGUGCAUCUGAUAUGGUACCGCGCUCGACCCGUAGACGCAAGCGUAACGCCACUACAACUACUGAUUCAAAUCAAACCCAGGUUGAUCCACCAAAAAGGCGUGGUCCAAAUCUCAAUCUUAGCGCUACAAAAGACUUUGAGAAUUUGCCUGAGGGUUCCAAAAUUUCUUUAACAAUGGCUGGCGGUACGAAAGGAUUUGUUGGGCGUACAGCUACUCAGUUUGCAAAUGAGUGUGGGAUUGUAAUGCGUAGUGUAUGUCCAAUGAACUUUCAUAAAUGGGAGUCUGUACCUGCUGAUAUAAAAAAUCUGAUGUAUGAAAAGUUACAAGGAAAAUUCAAUUUGUUGCGAACAGAUAGAGUUUUCAUGGGAUAUGUGGAUUCUCGACUACAUUACCAAUGGAAACGUACCAGAGGUGAGUUGAGUGCCCACUGGAAGAAUAAUGGAGGAAAAACCAAUCCUCGGUUGGCUAGAUCAAUGAUGAAAUCCAAUUGUCGGAGUCCGGAAGAUUGGAACCAUUUAUGCGAUUAUUGGGAGUUAGAAUCAACUCGGAGAUACAGUGAUCAAAUGGAAUGUAAUCGUGGAAAACAAGUUGUUACAAGUAGAGGAGGCUCUCGGUCAAUAGCCAAUCACGUAUACCACAUGACAAAUCGCGAGACUCAAACGCCGCCUAGCCCCUUUGAAGUCUAUUACAAGUUGCAUUAUAAUGCUAAAAAAGGAUGGCAAAAUGAGGAGGCAGAAACUGAAUAUGCGAAUAUUAUUCAACAUAAAGAGGAGGCGGUGGCGAAGUUAAUUUCUAAUGGGACAACGAUAACUACUACCAUGGAUCACGAGCUCGAAAAGGAGGCAAUUGAAAGUGUAUGUGCCAAGAAAAAACCAACAAAAUCUGCAUGGAAGGUAGGCGUUGGACCGGUUUUCAGAAAAAAAGAUUUUUGGAUGACAUCGGAAGCUGGAUCGUCUCAACCAUCUUCAAGCGAGACGGAAGCACUUAGAAAUCAAGUGGCUUUACUAGAAGAGAAAUUGAAACAAAGCAAUGAGAACUCGGAAAAAAUGUUGAUGUUCAUGAGCUCAAAGUUUCCGGAUUUUGAGAGUUCAAUAUCCGCACAUGUGAGUGGUGGAGCAAAUGAUUUGGAUGGGCAACUCAAUGUUAAUGAUAGUUUGAUCUAGGAUGUGACUUAGUUUAACUUACUUUGUUGGUGUUUGUUUGAUUACUAUUUUGAAGUUUAGGAUUGAUCUACUAACUAUUUUUACUUAUAUGUUUGACUGUUAACUUUAUUAAAGUUUAGAAUUAACAUGCUAUAAUGUUAUGGAUUAAAUUUGU
Messenger RNA from Helianthus annuus (common sunflower), 1678 nucleotides. RefSeq lists its product as uncharacterized. Bases 1 to 1524 code for a protein of 507 amino acids. The record is from RefSeq and is a predicted model, not a curated record. The transcript has 7 exons. Lineage: Eukaryota; Viridiplantae; Streptophyta; Magnoliopsida; Asterales; Asteraceae.